Phytophthora sojae is the source of this 3591-nucleotide messenger RNA. RefSeq lists its product as hypothetical. The record is from RefSeq and is a predicted model, not a curated record. Gene Ontology annotation, biological process: phospholipid translocation. Gene Ontology annotation, cellular component: plasma membrane. NCBI's taxonomy places the organism in Eukaryota, Oomycota, Peronosporomycetes, Peronosporales, Peronosporaceae. The transcript has a single exon. Bases 1 to 3591 code for a protein of 1196 amino acids. Gene Ontology annotation, molecular function: magnesium ion binding; ATP hydrolysis activity; ATPase-coupled intramembrane lipid carrier activity.
AUGGGUGAAGGAACAGCGGGAGGCGCUGGAGAUUUCCGCGUCGUACACCUGAACGAUGCCAGUCGCAACACCGAAGCCGGCUUCUGCAACAACUUCAUCGUCACUUCCAAGUACACAGUGGCGAACUUCCUGCCCAAGUUCCUCUUCGAGAGUUUCCGCAAACUCUCGAACCUCUACUUCCUCAUGAUCUGUAUCCUGCAGUGCAUCCCCGAGAUCAGCAACACCAGUGGGCAGCCCUCAACUUUGCCACCGCUGCUGUUCAUUAUAACGGUUGAUGGCGUAUUUGCUGUCCUCGAAGACCACAAGCGCCACCAAGCGGACAACGUCGCCAACGCAAGCCCCACUCUCGUCCUCGACCGUGAAACCCGGAAAUUCAAGGAAAUUACAUGGGCAGACGUUGUGGUGGGAGAUAUCGUCAAAGUUGGAAACCGUGGGCUGGUACCCGCUGACAUGUUGGUGCUCGCGGUUAGUGAAGUUGCACGGUGCGGAAUCUGCUAUGUCGAAACCAAGUCAUUGGAUGGAGAAACCAACAUGAAAGUCCGAUCGGCGAUGGAGUGCACGUUGGCAACGAUGGGUUCUGUCGACAAUCUUGUCGCGAUGAAAGGUGUAAUCCGUUGCGAGCACCCCAACAACGCCAUCAACAGCUUCCAAGGUGUGCUGGAGCUUGAGGGGAAGGAAAAGGCGUCGAUUCCGUACGAAAGCAUCAUCCUUCGUGGUUGCAUUAUCCGCAACACUGACUGGGUGCAUGGUGUGGUUUUCAAUACCGGCAAAGAUACGAAGAUUAUGAUGAGCAACUCGGCGCCGCCGUCUAAAAUGAGUUCCAUGGACCGAUCUAUCAACCAGUACACUGUCGUGCUGCUGGCGAUUCUGAUUAUUUUCAGUGCUGUUGGAGCAACGGGUGCAGUGACCUGGAAGACGAACCACAGCUCUGUGUGGUACCUUGAAUUGGACGCGUCCGACAACAGUGCCUUUGUCGACUGGCUUAUUAUGUUGUUCUACUACCUGCUGCUGAUGUACCAGUUCGUGCCGAUUUCACUUGCGGUUUCCAUGAGUAUGGUCAAGUAUCUCCAAGCGCAGUUUAUCCAGUGGGAUAUCACAAUUUACCACCCGGACACCGACACCCCGACGCUCGUGCGCUCCAUGUCUUUAAAUGAAGAGCUUGGGCAAAUUUCGUACAUAUUCUCUGACAAAACGGGCACGCUUACCUGCAACGUUAUGGAGUUCCGGAAGUGCUCGAUUGGUGGCGUUUCGUACGGCAAUGGUACCACUGAGAUCGGCUUGGCAGCGUUAAGGCGUGCAGGAAAACCCCUCCCCGAUAUGACUGUGCAGUCAAAAGACCCCAAGGUUCCUUACGUGAACUUUGAUGGCCCAGACCUGUUCAACGACAUGAAAGGGGACUCGGGGUCAGUUCAACAGGGACGCAUCGAUGCCUUCUUCACCCACCUCGCGGUCUGCCACACUGUCAUUCCAGAACGCCACGAAGGUUCCAACGAGGUUACACUGUCGGCUUCUUCACCUGAUGAGCAGGCUCUAGUUGCUGGUGCAGGAUACUUUGGAUACGAGUUUGUGAACCGAUCUCCCGGAGUAGCGCACGUUAAAGUCCGCGGUACCGUACAGAAAUACGAGAUGCUAGACGUGCUGGAGUUCAACAGUACCCGCAAGCGCAUGAGCACAAUUAUUCGUCACCCCAACGGCCGGAUCUUCUUGUAUUCGAAAGGCGCAGAUGUGAUCAUCUAUGGGCUGCUCAAGAAAGACAAAGAGGACGAAUCAACUUCAUCUCAACUCCAAGAGAUCACUCGACGCCACAUUGACCAAUACGCAGAAGAUGGACUCCGCACGCUUACAAUCGCUGUUCGUGAAAUUGAACCGUCCUACUACAAGGAGUGGGCGUCCCGUUUCCACGAAGCCCAGAACAGCCUAGCUGAAAUUGACAAGCGCAAGAAGGACCUACCAAACGACAUCGAUGAAUGCAUGAGUGAGAUUGAGAGUGACUUGGAGCUGCUUGGAGCUACUGCGAUUGAGGAUAAACUGCAGUCUGGAGUCCCGGAUACGAUUGCCAAUUUGGCCUGCGCGGGUAUCAAGAUCUGGGUUCUCACGGGUGACAAGGAAGAAACGGCAAUCAAUAUUGGCUUCGCUUGCCAGCUCGUGACAAAUGACAUGAAGCUUUUCAUCAUCAAUUCGAAGAACGCACCCACGCCCGAUAUCCUUGAAAGCACUUUGCGGGAUGAGAUUGGGGCGCGCAGCGCGGACGUCACUGUGUAUCUCGCUUCGCCUCCGAGCACCAGAGGAGAGUUACGCGAGCUGGCUUUAGUCAUCGAUGGCGAAACACUCAUGUUCGCACUACGGGGACCGUGCCGUCCACUUCUCGCUGAAUUUUCUCAGUACUGCAAGGCCGUGAUCGCUUGCCGUGUGUCUCCUGCUCAGAAAGCUGAGAUGGUCGCUCUCAUCAAAGAAUAUGUCCCUGGUGUCCGCACACUUGCAAUUGGAGAUGGAGCAAACGAUGUUUCCAUGAUCCAGGAAGCUCACGUGGGUGUUGGUAUUUCUGGCCAGGAAGGCAUGCAAGCAGUCAACUCGAGUGACUACGCUAUCGCCCAGUUUCGCUUUUUGCAGCGCUUGUUGCUCGUGCAUGGUCGCUGGAACUACCGGCGUAUGGCGCAGUUGGUGCUGUAUAUUUUCUACAAGAACAUUCUCUUUACUGCGGCCCAAUACUGGUUCACGUUGCUGUGCGGGUUUUCGGGGCAGAAGUUUUACUUGGAGAGCGGUACACAGCUGUACAACAUUGCUUUAACGGCAAUUCCUAUCGUUGCAGCUUCAAUUCUGGACCAAGAUGUGAACGACGAAGUGGCCAUGACAUUCCCCAAGCUCUAUUUCACGGGACCUCGCGACGAAGAUAUCAACACCAAAAUUUUCUCUCUUUGGGUUGUCGGUGCGAUCGUGGAGAGCCUUAUCAUCACCUUUGUCACUCUUCACGGGAUGGCCAACGCGGGGUUUCAUGGAACGAGUCCGACGAUGUGGCUUGAGGGCUACGUCGUGUUUACCCUUGUCGUGUCGAUUGCCAACUCGAAGCUGUUCAUGUUUCAGAACAGCUUCUAUUUCUUCAACUACUUCCUCUACGCAGGUUCUGUGGGUGUGUGGCUCAUAGUUGCGUUGGUAUGCAGCCACGUCACAAUCCUCUCCGACCUCACGUGGGAGCUCAUGCUAGAACAGGCUUUCGAACAAGCGUCGUUUUGGCUGGUUUGGCUCUUCGUGCCAAUAGCAGCGCUCUCAUACGCGCAUCUCCUCAACGGCAUCAGAUCGACGUUCUUCCCUGAAUAUUGGCACCUGGCCAAGGAGGUGAUCAAGUUCAACCUCGAUCGCAAGCUCUUGCAGUGGAACGAUAAUAGCAACUCUUCAGUGGCCGUGCCAGCUCGACUACCUCGCUCAAAGGCAACCAGGAAGAACGGAUCUGUCAUUCCAACUAAUGGUCGACCUUCGCAGCACCGGACGACGCUACAGAAGGCAUAUCACGGGUUUGCAUUCUCCAAAGAUGGCCACGCCGGGGCCACAGAAACUCGGUUACUCAUGAGUCGUGGCUCUGUCACUAGUGGGUGA